CUGCUGCUCCCCCGCUGCUCGCCGCUCGCCGCUCGCCACUCGCUGCUGCUGCUGCUGCUGCUGCCUGCCCUCAUUACCAAAUGCAGCAGCGACCAUGACAGGCAUCGCCGCUGCUUCUUUCUUUUCCAACGCUUGCAGGUUCGGGGGCUGCGGACUUCACUUCGACUCUCUGGCCGAGCUCAUCGUGCACAUCGAGGACAACCACAUCGACACAGACCCCCGACUUCUGGAGAAGCAGGAGCAGCAGCAGCCGACAUAUGUUGCGCUCAGCUACAUCAACAGGUUCAUGACAGAUGCUGCACGGCGAGAACACGAUGCCCUAAAGAAGAAGGUGCAGCCCAAGUUGUCUCUGUCUCUGACAGGCAAUCUGUCUCGCAGCAGUGUUUCCACACCACCUCGCCACACCAGUGGAAACCUCACCCCUCCUGUCACCCCACCCAUCACCCCUUCCUCUUCCUUCCGCAGCAGCACGCCUACAGGUAGCGAGUGUGAUGAAGAGGAGGUAGACUUUGAGGAGUCUGACAGUGAUGAAUCAUGGACUACAGAGAGCGCCAUCAGCUCUGAGUCCAUCCUCAGUUCCAUGUGCAUGAACGGAGGAGACGAGAAGCCCUUUGCCUGCCCUGUCCCAGGCUGUAAAAAGAGAUACAAGAAUGUGAAUGGGAUCAAGUAUCAUGCCAAGAACGGCCACCGAACCCAGAUAAGGGUGCGCAAACCCUUCAAGUGCCGGUGUGGGAAGAGCUACAAAACAUCUCAGGGUCUCCGCCACCACACCAUUAACUUCCACCCACCCAUCUCUACCGACAUCAUCCGUAAGAUGCAGCAGUAGAGACUGAGCGAGUGACCAGCACCCUCCUUCAGGCCACUUCCCAACCAUCUGAACACCAUCAUCACCAGCAAUGGCUGCCCCCCCCACCCCUUCUCUUUCACUCUCUCUGACCCCACUUUGCUAUGACACUAUUUUUGAUUGCAUGGUAUAAAUGUAUUAUUAUUUAAUCCUUAAUUUUUAUUCAGAAUUUUGAAUCUUUAGGUAGUUCACAGUUUUGUAUUUUGCACAUUUAAGCUAUCAUUUAUCCAGUUGAGUUUAUUGUUUUUGAUAUAUGGUGCUCGCUGAUGAUGAGGGCUUGUAGUAUAGAGAGGGCGCCAGGUUUCAAAGGCUCUGUGAAGUCAGAGGAAACUGAGGAAAGAUUUGGAUGUGUUUGUUGAAGAAGGACGCACCAUUACCUUGCCUCUGUCUCAUAUGAGCCAAAAAAUGUGGCAGAGGCAAAUGACAAAAAUCAAAAUGUGUGUGGUAUCACAUGAGAAAUCCAACUUUUGUACACAUUUGAUUCUUUAUCAGAGUUUUUAAAAAUCAGUUGUUGGAUUUCGUUACUUUCCUUUCAUAUCACAAGUAUUACAAACCUUUUUGCGUGUUUUACUGCAAUCACUUGUGUGAGCACCAAAGGAUGAUCUCAGGUGACAUUUGAAAGCAUUUCAGCACCACAAUCCUGCCCAACUGUUCUGAUAGUAUUUAUGCUGUUCAAGGGGAUCAUGGGAACUCUGUGUGUCCUUGUACCUAAUGUUCCUAAUCACUUUCCUAAAAGACGAAAGCAGUUGUCCUUGCUAUUUUACAGUGAGGAAUUGAAGCACUUUUUGUAACAGGUUGCCAACAAAUUAGCAUUUUUUUUUUUGCUAAUAUCUCGUUUCUGGUGUAUGUACGGUAGCUACCAAGAAAAGGCAAAAAAGCCUUCACAGCAGAAGUGCAAGUCUACAUCGCUCCAAGGGAACGUGUACACCAAACCUCCAGUGUUUGCAGUAUUGUGAGAUUUCUGUAUAUACAGUAGUUGCCUUGAAUUGUAAACCAUUCCAGUCAGUACAAAUCUUCAUAUGGCUUCAUUUUGACAGUACAGACAAACUCAGAUGAACACACGCUGUUCAAUCCAGACUAUUUGCUGUUCACCGACUCCACGCUCUUAUGAAACCAUGUGAUUGUCCUUGUCAUGGAUAGGAGAAAAAGGGGGCCAGCAUUAGCCAUGUAAUCAGCACAUUUACGUUCUCACAGUCCUGCUGUGGGAAACAUAUGUGGCUCCUACUUUGUGCCAUAAUAAAGAAAUGUCAGUCAUCCCUUAAAUAAUGAACCACAUGAUAAGACGCCACGAGAUUGGGGAUUUUUUUCAACAAUGAGCCAUUGGGUAACAUCUUCACUGCAUGGAUGUUCGUGUUAAGGAACUAUUGUGACGGUAUUAUACUGCCAGUAUGGAGAAAAAUCUUUGAUAUAUAUGUGUACAGUGAAUGUAUUGUCAUGUGUUAAGUGCAUUAAAUUAUAUUUUCAUAUGUUUCUGGAGUUAGAAAAAACCCAAUCGUAUAAUGUGUAUGAAAAGGCAAAACCAGAGGUCGUUUGGAGAAACUAAUGGUGAUGUACUGUAUUUCUUCUCAAAAAGCUGCUUCAUGUAAACUUUUGUUACGUUUAGAAUAAAAGAUCCUCUG
This is a messenger RNA of Xiphias gladius (swordfish), 2463 nucleotides long. RefSeq names its product JAZF zinc finger 1b (gene jazf1b). The record is from RefSeq and is a predicted model, not a curated record. The transcript is spliced from 5 exons. The coding region runs from base 95 to 826 and encodes 243 amino acids. NCBI's taxonomy places the organism in Eukaryota, Metazoa, Chordata, Actinopteri, Istiophoriformes, Xiphiidae. Gene Ontology annotation, cellular component: nucleus.